AUGCGCGAAUGUUCACCAGCGACAUUCAUUCCGUCGUCAUUUGCUAAAUACAAUUUACUGGAUGGAAUUUCAACGGAUCGCAGUAUUCCCAACUCUUUACAAAUCAGUUUCCUGCUGCGCACACGUUCCGGAUCCGGUCAGAUUAUCUAUUUGAAAGCUCCAAAUGCGUUUCUUUCGCUUUCGCUGAGAAAUGGCUUGCUGAUUUACGAAGCGCUGGUUGAUGGCGAUGUGAAAAAGCGAAGCUCAGAUUCCAUGAUGAACGAUGGUGUCAUGCAUAAUAUUGUUGCGAGCUCGAGUGGUUUGUACAUCGAUGACAAGCUCAGUGGCACUAAAUCGCUG
This is a messenger RNA of Gongylonema pulchrum, 339 nucleotides long. The record is from the annotation of a GenBank genome assembly. NCBI's taxonomy places the organism in Eukaryota, Metazoa, Nematoda, Chromadorea, Rhabditida, Gongylonematidae.